GGGCUGGGCGGCGUGCCUUCUCUCCCUCCCUCCUCCUCCUCUUCCCUGCUUCCUUCAGAGCCUUCCCUCCUCUCGCCGCCGCCGUUCCUACUCUCCCCGCGGCUCCUCUGGAUAUGGACAGCGCUUCGGCGGCGCUGGUGGUGGCCGGCGCGCCUUGCCUCCUUCUCCGGGGGCGGCUGCUCGGCUGAGGGAGAAACACAACGAGGAGGAGGAGGAGGAGGAAGAGGCGGCCGAGGCUGAGACUGAGGCAGCACACAAAGGCGCCCCCCGCCCCUCAACUUGGGUUUUGCAGACGUAUCCAGAGUUAGGAUUCUUGACUGCUGUGGAAGCUCAUUGAAUUUCUGAAGGCGAAAAAUGCUUGGCUUGGUCCAUCUUCCCCCUCUAUAGAACAUUUUUAUGUUAUUUGGUUAAAACCUGGAGUCCCUUCUCCAUUCUGAAGUCCAAAGAUUGUUGCAUGACUCAUUACAGGUAAACCAAGCAGAUAACUUGUGGAAAAUCAGUGAAGUGAAAGAAGACUCAGAGCACGUAUUGAACAGAAAUGGCUGUAUGGAUUUGGACACUGAGCAUUCUGAGCUAUUCUUGUGUUACCUGUGGAUUAAAGUCUAAGAACUGGGAUUCAUUCCAGAGUAAGACAGAACUGAGUCACCUGACAGUGAACCAUGAAACGGGGACAGUCUAUUUAGGAGCACUGAACACCCUGUAUCAACUCACAAAAGACUUGAAACCCUAUCCAUCAGUGGAGGAAGUAUCAACUGGACCACAUUUGGAUAACAAAAAGUGCACACCUCCCAUUGAUGAAAACCAGUGCACUGAAGCAAAAAUGACUGACAAUUACAACAAGAUACUUUUGCUGGAUAUGCAAGAGAGAAAAAUUGUGGUUUGUGGGAGCUUGUUUAAAGGCAUAUGUUCCAUCAGAGAGCUGGAGAACAUUGCCAACACAACUUACUAUGAGAAUGGCAGUGGAGAAAAAUCAUUUGUUGCCAGCAAUGAUGAGAAUGUCAUCACAGUGGGGUUGAUCACAUCUUUGAAAAGAGGUCGAAUGAUGUUUGUAGGAAAGGGAAAUGGACUAAAUGACAACGGGGUCAUAAUCAGCACUCGGCAGCUUUUUAAUGGAGAUAAUAGAGAGAUUUUUGAACUGUAUGCAGAUCAUGCAGCUAUUAAGUCGGCAUACCCAUCUGCAAGUUCACAACAGUUUCUGUAUGUCUUUGAAAACAAUAAAUUUGUGUAUUUUAUUUUCAAUCAAAAUAAUAAUCCAGGCACUAUUAACCGAACACUGAUUGGGCGUCUCUGUAAAGAUGAUGAAUCUUAUCAUUCCUACUUUGAAAUGGAUUUGGAAUGUCAGGAUGGUAGUGGACCUUACAAUCAAAGUAAUGCCAUCUAUGCCUCCAUACCUGUGCAGAUUCCAGGACAAGAUAAUGAAAUUUUAUCAGACACCAUACUUAUUGGACUCUUCAGGAGAAUGGGGAAAGGUUCCUUGGAAUGUGCCAUGUGUAGGUUUUCCUUGAAGGCAAUAAAUGAAAAGAUGGAGCAAAACCGGGAAAAAUGCUACAUGAAGGAUGAUCGAGAUGUGUUUUACAAGCCAUUUAGAACAGAACAGGCACCCUGUAUUACUGCAUCUCACCAGAAUUCAAGCCAAACCUUUCCAUGUGGUUCUGAACAUUUACCAUACCCUUUGGGGAGCAAAGAGGGCAUUUCUGCAGAACCAUUACUGAAAAAAGAUGGUAUAAAUUUGACUGCAGUUACUUUUACAGUAGAGAAUGGGAAGACUGUAGUAUUUGUUGGAACUUCGGAUGGCAGAAUUCUAAAGGUGGCUUUGUCUAAUCCUGCAAAGGAGUAUGCUAGUAUUCUUAUUGAAAAAAAUAAGCCUAUUCAGAGGGAUCUGGUUCUUGAUGCUACGCAUGAAAACUUAUAUGUCAUGACCACAAACAAGGUCUUUCGCUUACCUGUCCAAGAAUGUGCUAGUUACUCAUCUUGUAAUCAGUGCAUCCAAGCCCAAGAUCCUUACUGUGGCUGGUGUGUGACAGAAGGAAAAUGCACGAGGAAGAAAGACUGUGAAAGAUCGGCUAGGGCUAAAAAUUGGCUCUGGAGCCCAGAAGGUGUUUGUUUGAAUAUUACAAGUGCUAACCCUCAAAAUAUGAGCCGGAGAGCCCCAGGCAAGGUAGAAUUGACCAUAACCCCUUUACCAGAUUUAAAUGAAGAUGACCAGAUUUGGUGUCACUUUGGAAACAUGGUCCACCAGGCAGAGUUGCAAGGAGAGGCUAUUAUUUGUCAACCCCCUGAUGAAAUCCCUCCAACACCAAAAGGGCAAGAUUAUGUCUCAGUUCCUUUGAAUCUGACCUUUGGUGAUAAUAUAUUUUUUGCAUCGGGUAAAUAUCCUUUUUAUGACUGUGGAGAAGCAAUAAAUCAUAGUGAAAAUCAACCGUGCUUUUCUUGUGCAAGCAGUAGAUGGAAUUGCCAGUGGGACAGGGAAAACCAUAUCUGUGAAGAUGUCUCUCCAGACCAAGAUGCAAUUAAACAAAACAUGGAAGAAGAAUGCCCACACUUUCUAAAUCCCAGCCCUGAAAUAAUACCUAUGGAAGUCUCAACAAAAGUAUUUUUCGAAGGAAAGAAUCUAGAUCAUUAUCAGGGUAGCUAUUUCAGAAUUGGAAAUAAGCAGUAUGGAUUUGACACUGCAGUGGAACAAGAUGCUGAUGGAAAUUUCUACUUUCAAAGCCCAGUGAUUCCCAAUGUUGGAAAUGAAACUCUACCACUUAAGUUAUUCAUUAAGAUUGAUAAAGUCAUGAUUGACAGCAAACUGAUUGUGACAUUAUACAGCUGUUCCUAUGGUCGGGAUGACUGCAGUUUGUGUCUUGCGGCUCAAUAUGAAUGUGUCUGGUGUGAUGCCAGCAAGAGCUGUGUCUACAAAGAACCGUGUUUAUCUGCUACUGAAACCUGCCCUCCUCCAGUCAUUACCCAGAUUGAACCAAAAAAUGGACCACUAAGUGGUGGAAUCUUGUUGACCAUAAUGGGAUCUAAUUUGGGCAUCACAGCAAUGGAUGUUAAAAAUAUAAUGGUGGCAGACACUCCAUGUAUCUUUAGAGAAGAAUUCUACUCUGUUUCUACCAAGAUUGUCUGUGAGGUUGGAAGUGUGACAACAGAAACAGAAGGUGUAAUUGAAGUUGACAUAAAUGGACAAAAAGGCACUUCCACACAUGAAGUGCAGUUUACAUAUCAGGACCCUGAACCUAUAGGAAUACAUCCCCAGAAAGGCCCCCAAGCUGGGGGGACUAUCUUGACUAUCAGUGGCACAAACCUAGACACUGGUUCUAUCCAAGAUGUUAAAGUCUACCUUGACCAUGAACCCUGUAGAGUCAUCAAAUUUGGACAAGAAAUCGUCUGUGUUACUGGUCCAAAUAAUAGGGAAGGGCCUGUUUCUGUAACGGUACAGCAUGGAGGCACUCGGAAAACCAUACAAAACGAACAAUUUACCUACACUGAAAAUCCUACAGUUACAAAGAUUACCCCUGAAGCCAGCAUUCGCAGCGGUGGGCGUAAUAUUACUGUAGUUGGAGCUGGUUUUGAUAUAAUUCAGAAUUUCUUUGUGGAAGUUGUAUUUAAGCCCUUCGGGGAUAUAUCUUCUAAAAGAAAAAAGAGAGAGACAGAAGAGUUGCAAAAGUUUGAAGGACAAACAAUAUCAAAGCUCAAUGACACUGCAAUAGUGUUCUUAUCUCCACCAGUAUUGGAGGAUCCAGAAAACUACAGAAUUGCUAUACUUAUUAAAAUGGAUGGUCAUGUGGUGGAAAGGGAUUUCCAAUAUGUUGCUGAUCCGACUUUUGAGAACUUUACUGAUGGUAUCAAAAAACAGGUCAACAAACUUAUUCAUGCAAAGGGUAGUAAUCUGAACAAAGCUAUGACGAUGGAUGAGGCUCGUGCAUUUGUGGGAGAGGAACCCUGCAACAUAACAACCCUGACGGAGAAGGAUUUAUACUGUGAACCACCUGAAGAGCAGCCCCCUCCCAAGCGAAGACAGAAGAGAGAUACAGUUAAUAACCUGCCAGAAUUCAUUGUGAAAUUUGGCUUCAAAGAAUGGGUCCUAGGAAGAGUGGAGUACACCCAAGUGAGUGACAUACCACUGAGUUUGAUCUUACCACUGGUAAUUAUUCCUAUGGUGGCCAUUAUCUUCAUCUCAAUAUACUGCUACAGACGAAAAAGCCAACAAGCGGAACGAGAGUAUGAAAAAAUUAAAUCACAACUUGAAGGCUUGGAAGAAAGCGUCAGAGAUCGGUGCAAAAAGGAAUUUACAGAUCUAAUGAUAGAAAUGGAAGAUCAGACAAAUGAUAUCAAUGAAGCACGGAUUCCAGUACUGGACUACAAAACCUAUACAGACAGAGUCUUCUUCUUGCCAUCCAAAGAUGGAGAAAAAGAUGUAAUGAUCACUGGGAAAUUGGACAUUCCUGAAGCCAGGCGAUCAACCGUGGAACAGGCAUUGAAUCAAUUCUCCAAUCUGCUUAAUAGUAAAUCAUUUCUCAUUACUUUCAUUCACACGUUGGAAAACCAAAGGGAAUUUUCUGCCCGUGCAAAAGUAUAUUUUGCAUCUCUCUUGACUGUGGCUUUGCAUGGGAAGCUAGAAUACUAUACUGACAUCAUGAGGACAUUGUUUUUGGAGCUGAUGGAGCAAUAUGUUGUGGCCAAAAAUCCUAAACUGAUGCUCCGAAGAUCAGAAACUGUGGUGGAAAGGAUGCUUUCCAACUGGAUGUCAAUUUGCCUGUAUCAGUAUCUCAAGGACAAUGCUGGGGAGCCUCUUUAUAAGCUAUUCAAGGCUAUCAAACAUCAGGUGGAAAAAGGACCCGUGGAUGCUGUGCAAAUGAAGGCCAAAUACACACUGAAUGACACCGGAUUGUUGGGAGAUGAUGUAGAAUAUUCGCAACUUACUGUAAAUGUGAUUGUCCAAGAUGAAGGCACAGAAUCUGUACCAGUGAAAGUACUCAACUGCGAUACUAUUUCUCAAGUAAAAGAGAAGAUCAUAGACCAAGUCUAUCGAAAUCUGCCUUAUUCACAGUGGCCAAAGUCUGACAGCGUAGUUCUCGAGUGGCGUCCAGGUUCUACAGCACAGAUACUCUCAGACUUGGAUUUGACAUCCCAAAGAGAUGGCAGGUGGAAACGCAUCAAUACCCUGAUGCAUUAUAAUGUGCGAGACGGUGCUACUCUAAUUCUCUCAAAAAUGGGGAUCUCCCAACAGCCAGAGGACCACCAAGACUUGCCAGGGGAAAGGCAUGCAUUGUUGGAAGAGGAAAAUAAGAUUUGGCACCUUGUUCGGCCAGUAGAUGAAGUUGAUGAAGGUAAAUCUAAAAGAGGGAGUAUGAAAGAGAAAGAGAGAACCAAAGCUAUUACAGAAAUCUACCUAACAAGACUCCUCUCUGUGAAGGGUACACUUCAGCAGUUUGUAGAUAACUUUUUCCACAGUGUACUUGACUCAAACCACGUUGUGCCACCAGCUGUGAAAUACUUCUUUGAUUUUCUUGAUGAGCAAGCAGAAAAGCAUGAUAUCAAAGAUGAAGAUACAAUCCACAUCUGGAAAACGAACAGCUUGCCACUUAGGUUUUGGGUAAACAUAUUGAAAAACCCGCAUUUCAUCUUCGACGUUCAUGUUCAUGAAGUAGUGGAUGCUUCCUUGUCAGUCAUUGCACAGACUUUCAUGGAUGCUUGCACAAGAACAGAGCACAAAUUAAGCAGGGACUCUCCAAGCAACAAGUUACUUUAUGCAAAAGAGAUCUCUACAUAUAAGAAGAUGGUAGAAGAUUAUUACAAAGGUAUUCGCCAAAUGGUACAAGUGAGUGACCAGGACAUGAAUACACAUUUAGCAGAGAUCUCUAGGGCGCACACAGACUCAUUAAACACCCUUGUGGCUUUACACCAGCUCUACCAGUAUACUAACAAGUACUAUGAUGCGAUCAUAAAUGCACUAGAAGAGGACCCAGCUGCACAGAAAAUGCAGCUUGCGUUUCGAUUACAACAGAUAGCAGCUGCUUUAGAGAAUAAAGUGACGGACCUUUGAUCUUGAAAGCUGCAAUAAAGAAGUCUGCUCUGAAGAUGUGUAAAUUCAUUCUUCCUAAUAUGGAAAUAGUGUUCUAUUUUUUAAUGUGUAAUUACAACUUUAAAUGAAACACAAAGGAUUUCUUUUUUUAUAUAGCAAAGUUGUAAUGUAAAGAGUUUUUACUGUAAAUUAUGCUUCUAAUUAAAACUUUGUGUCGUGUGUAAAUUUCCAGUGGGAAAUGAGGGACGCCCACAAGGGUGGGGUGGGUAAAGUUAUAUCUCAUUUAAUCAAAUAGUACAAUCUUGAAACAUCAGCAUUUUUAGACGUCAUUAUGCUAGUAAAUUCACUACCUAUAGCAUCCUUUAUAUUUUAAGCAAUAUUUGUACUAGAAAAGUGAUAGCAUAUUGGGAAAAAAAUAAUGCAAUACCCCCGUUUUAAUUUUAAUAAUUGGAAAUAGAUUUUCUACUCUUUUGAACGUUCCCGUCGUCCAUAUUUUGCUCAUAAUGAGUAGAAUAAAAGACACACCUGCUAUGACUUUCCUGUUUAAGACAUUGCAGUGGAUGUUGGUACCAUGCAUCUUUUACACACUCAAAGUGAGGUUUAUAAACAUGAAGUGCUAAAACACUGGUUGUAUCUGCUGCUCUCAAGCAAAGCAGAGAGUGCUGUAGAUUAGUCAAGGUGGCCUGAGCCUUCUUCUAGAAAGAUGCAUAUUUCCUGAGAAUAUAUACCUUUUAACAACCACAUGAAUGUGCUUCAAGAAUAGAGUCCCAGCACUGGGAACAUGGAAGGCACUUAAGGUCUUCAGUGUUUUGUUCCAGUAAGAUCAGGUAUCUCUGGAUAACCAAAGCUGGUCCAAUGUGCCACGGAUAUAAGGCAACUGAGAAUGGACAAACUUCUCUUUCCUCAUUUCAGAGAAGGGAUUGUUCAUGCCUACCCAUGGCACUCUUGUUGCCACAAAGGUUAUAACAUAUAUUGAGGGGCUAAGUGCCCUACAGAGGGUCUGUAUCCAGCCAAAGCAAGGUCAGUUUUGGCUAUAUAAAAGCACCAUGGGAUAGAUAGGCAGAGCUGCUUUAGUAAUCGUGAGAGAAUGAUAGCAAAGGUCUGUUAUCCAAGAACCAGAAAUGCCCGGAUCUGGUGUACCUCUAAAGCAAUGGUUCUCGAUCUGUGGGUGCCCAGAUGUUUUGGCCUUCAACUCCCAGAAAUCCUAACAGCUGGUAAACUGGGUGGGAUUUCUGGGAGUUGUAGGCCAAAACAUCUGGGGACCCACAGGUUAAGAACCAUUGCUCUAAAGAGAAGACCAUUUCUGAUCCCUGGUGAAUAAUACUAGUGGUGAAAUCUAAUUUGAAAGUGAGAAAAAUCAAAUUGGCCUUCCUUUCUUUUUCUUUACUUUUUUUAAAUUGUUUUAUUACAUAUGCUAAUGUGCCUUACUUGUACUAAUUAUGUGGAUCUGGAUGGUUUUGUAAAGAGAAUCGUAUCAAAAAAUAUUUAUGUGUGGUUUGAUGACUUUGUGAGAGAAAUUGACCAGCAGAAUGCUUGUAAUUAGCUUCUUGCCAAUAAUGUGCUGUUUGACAUGAUUCGAGUAUGUGUAUCUUUUUGUUGGAAUGGCUCAUAGGAUUUUUUUUAUGAAUCUUUCCACUACACUAGGGAAAUAAACAGAGGGGUUUUUUUGAAAAAAAAAAUAAGAUAAACAAACAAAAACCUGUAUCCAUAAUGUAAAAUACUCAUUGUAAGAAAAUCCCAUGCCCCUUCUAACGUAAAACACCACUUGAGCCUUGGAAUGCUGCAAUGGAUGGAGUAAGCAUCAUUAACUUUUCUGUGGAAAUUAAGUAAUGUGUCGAAGAUGUAAUGUGUGUUUACAAUAUUAGUCAGCUUCCAGGAAAAUUGAUAAAGCUUGGUACGUUAUCUUAUAUUGCUAUGUUGCACAAGAAAAGAGCAAUCCCUGUUGCGUUCACCAUAGUUCUUUGGCAGCUCGGUAGCAUUUUUCCUGUAGCACUGCCAUUGAAACCCAUUUCUUUUUGCUAUUGCUGUUGUAUUCCUGUCCUGUGACACCUUAAACUUGCUUGGCUCUUAACACAGUAACAGAGCUUCGUUUGCUACCUCUCCCUGAGUUUAAUCUAAACGUUUGUCCUGAUGUCUCAUCCUCAAAUGUAUAAGUAAUCCCUUCUUCAUUUCUAUGGAGUGAGUCAUUAGCGGUGUAACUGAUGGAAAAAAUUAAUUGCUUACAGUGGAAAUUAUGAGUUCCCAUAGAAGAAAGGGGGAGAGAAACAGGGUGUCGCUUUUCAUGGUUUUCCUUUCAUAAUACCUUUAUGCUUCCAUCUGCAUAUGCAUCUCCACACCCCUGGAAUGUAAGUGACCACAAAUUGUUGGGAGCAGUUUACCUAAGAAUUCUGUGUCAAACUCAGCUUCUGUACUUGCCUUCUGUCUGAUCAACAAAGAUAUCCAAAACUGCUGAUCGGUUUUAUUUUGUCAUUGUUUGUAAAUCCUGUUAAUUGUAAAUCAAAUACAAUUUUUUUCCACAAAGUGUGA
Molecule: messenger RNA, 8539 nt
Organism: Anolis carolinensis (green anole)
Lineage: Eukaryota; Metazoa; Chordata; Lepidosauria; Squamata; Anolidae
Gene: plxnb2
Product: plexin B2
Exons: 38
Coding region: 539-6034 (1831 amino acids)
Biological process (GO): semaphorin-plexin signaling pathway involved in axon guidance; regulation of cell migration
Cellular component (GO): semaphorin receptor complex; plasma membrane
Molecular function (GO): protein binding; semaphorin receptor activity
Source: RefSeq, a predicted model, not a curated record